This is a messenger RNA of Rangifer tarandus platyrhynchus (Svalbard reindeer), 1431 nucleotides long. NCBI's taxonomy places the organism in Eukaryota, Metazoa, Chordata, Mammalia, Artiodactyla, Cervidae. The record is from the annotation of a GenBank genome assembly.
AUGGCGUCGCCUUUCAGCGGGGCCCUGCAGCUGACGGACUUAGACGACUUCAUCGCGCCGUCUCAGGACUGCAUCAAGCCCAUGAAGCUGGAUAAGAGGUCGGGAAGCGGCGUGGCCAAGAUCCACAUCGAAGAUGACGGGAGUUACUUCCAAGUCAGUCAGGAUGGAGGGAAGAAGAAGCUGGAGAAGGCCAAGAUCUCGCUGGACGACUGCCUGGCAUGCAGUGGCUGCGUCACCUCAGCAGAGACUGUGCUCAUCACUCAGCAGAGCCACGAGGAGCUGCGGAAGGUUCUAGGUGCCAAUAAGAUGGCAGCACCUGAUCAACAGAAGCUGGUUGUCAUCUCAGUCUCGCCCCAGUCCAGAGCGUCACUGGCUGUGAGGUUUCAGCUGAAUCCUACGGACACCGCCAGGAAAUUAACAGCAUUCUUUAAAAAAAUAGGCGCACACUACGUGUUUGACACCGCCUUCUCGAGGAACUUCAGCCUCCUCGAGUGCCAGCGGGAGUUCGUGCGGCGGUUCCGAGGACAGGCCGACCCCAACCAGGCCCUGCCCGUGCUGACUUCCGCCUGCCCAGGCUGGAUCUGCUAUGCCGAGAAGACCCACGGGAGCACCCUCCUCCCCCACAUCAGCACGGCACGGUCCCCGCAGCAGGUCAUGGGCUCCCUGGUCAAGGACUUCUUCGCCCAGCAGCAGCGUCUGACCCCUGACAAGGUCUACCAUGCAACAGUAAUGCCCUGCUACGACAAAAAGCUGGAAGCCUCCAGACCCGACUUCUUCAGCCAGGAGCACCAGACACGCGACGUGGACUGUGUCAUCACCACAGGUGAAGUCUUCAAGCUGCUGGAAGAAGAAGGGGUCUCGCUGUCAGAGCUGGAGCCGGCUCCUCUGGACAGUCUGUGCAGCAGUGCCUCUGCCCAGGAGCCCACCAGCCACCGGGGCGGGGGCUCAGGGGGCUACCUGGAGCACGUGUUCCGGCAUGCAGCCCAGGAGCUCUUCGGGAUCCAUGUCACUGAGGUCACCUACAGACCCCUGAGGAACAAGGACCUCCAGGAGGUGAUUCUGGAGAGGGACGGCCAAGUCCUGUUGCACUUCGCUGCAGCCUAUGGCUUCCGCAACAUCCAGAACCUGGUGCAGAAGCUCAAGCGCGGGCGCUGCCCAUACCACUUUGUGGAGGUCAUGGCCUGCCCGGCAGGGUGCCUCAAUGGGGGCGGACAGCUCAAGGCCCCUGACAUGCCCGGCAAGGAGCUCCUGCAGCAGGUCGAGAGGCUGUAUGGCCUGGUCAGGACCGAGGCACCGGAAGACGCGCCCGGGGUCCAGGAGCUGUACGAGCGCUGGCUGCAGGGCUCAGGCUCAGAGCGGGCCGGCCGCCUGCUGCACACCAGCUACCAUGCGGUGGAGAAGGCUGGCUCUGGACUCAGUAUCAGAUGGUAG